AUGGAGAUUGACAACGCUAAUAGGGAUUGGAGUCGAGAUUGGCACUCGAAUAAUGCUCCGGCUGCCGAGACCCCCUCUGCGACUCCUUUGCAACCUAGGCGGAAGAGAGCCCCAGUUGCCUAUGUCGUCGCCUUCGAAGCAAAUGUGUUCAUGAAAAUGCAGAACCUCCGUGUCAGCUUUGCAGAGCAGCGGGGCCAGCCACAGCGACAGCUUGUGGAGACAGUGAUGAGAUCCCCUGGAAUUAGAUCUUCGCUUGCGGAAUCUAUUUUAGAAACGGAUCCCGAUCCUUGGAAUGUCCUACCACCCUUUGAAGAAGUGGUCGAGGGUUGUAGAACAUUUUUCACAACUUGCUUUCAACUUGGCUUUCUCCCGAAAGCCAUAUUCCUAGAACGCCUUGCAGUGGAUCGAAAGUCAAUUGGUGUGUUUUUCCUGCUAAGCAUACUCAGUGUUUCUGCAAGGUUCACCAAAUGCCUCAUCGAUCGAUAUGGAGAUGCAAAUAAAGCAAUAGACUAUUUUAUCAUGAAAGCUAGCGAUCUCCUCCCCUCUGAGAUCUACAACCCUAGCUUGGAAAGAACCCAGGCAUUCUUCUUGCUAGGUGUCUCUGAAUGGACUCAAGGGAAUAGGACCCGCAGUGCUGUGAGAUAUAUCCAAUACUGUGGUUUAGCAUUGGCUGACUGGUUAGAUUCACAUGGGAAUUGCUGUCCGAAGUAUGCGACUCUAAACAACUACAGAAAUGUGUUACUAAUAUCUCGGGGGCAGUGGCCGGAAUUCAACAUCUUCACAGAGAAGAGAGCUAUAUUCUUCCUAAAGAUGCAACAACUACAGAGAUCAUUAAUUCUGAAGUUGCUAGACGUACAUUCUGGGUCUUACAGAGCAAGUCAAGAUCAUUUGUAUUCCGAGCACAACGCGGCAGUCUCUUUUCCUUUGACUGAUAUCACUGCAUUGCUUCCAUCCGACGAGACUGACUUUGCAUACGGAGCCAUACCACAGCAACGAGCCGCACUGCAAGGGACCCAAGCCGCUUUGAAGAACCCAGAACUGUGUUCCCUACAAUCGCGCUCGCCAUUUGCUACUCUGAUCGAGGCUCACAGCCAUUGGGGCGAAAUAGCACGACGAGCUGGUCGAGCCAGCCGAAGCGAGAGAGAAAGAGCAGACGAGAGAGUCAAACCCUGGGAGAGGGCUAGCGAGUAUUCCCAGGUGACGAAAAGACUAAAAGAGUGGGAAGAACAUGUCCCAGUACGCCAUCGUUGGUCUUUGAUCAACCUGCGAGGUCACAAGGCCGAGUUCUUGGACUUGGCGUACCUGUCACAGACAAUGGUCGUUAGAAUUAACAAUAUCGUAAUUCGCCGGAUCUAUCUCGAGGAUAUUCUCGAAUCGAGACUUGGCACAUCAUCUUCAGAGUACGCUGUCCCCGAGUUCUGGACCCAGAUGUCGCACGAGUUGUUCACCAAUGUUUAUAAUUUACAUGAGCAAUUUGACACUUGGUUCACCCUACGUUCAGCAGAUGAAGGCAUUCCGUCGAUCGUUGUAUUUGGUGUCUAUAUAUGUGGCUCAUUGGCAUCAUAUCUCUGGAAAUGGCCUCAAUUGUGUCCCCAACUCGCCGAGGGCGCUGAAGGAAUCCUCAAUCGAUCCCUGGAAGUUCUAGCGGCGUUGAUGGAUCGCUUGCCUCAUGUGUCGAAGUGGUUGCAUGCCCUGCAAAAGAUUGCAGUACCUCUCCAGGCCAGAGGUGCAAUGGAUGGUCAUUUAUUGCAGCCCGAAAAGAGCUUCGCUGCGUUGUCGACUCUUACCCAAUCUGUCGAAAUACGUCAAACUGUGCCCAGGGCGGACCAAUCAUCAACGCAAACAACACAAGACUCUAUCAAGACACACGUGCUGGGUGACAGAACCUCUAGUCAGCUAAACACAGAGUUUGUGACACAUCGCCAGACAUACAACAGCCACUUGCAUUUCACUCCUGGCCCGAUUGGAGAUGACAUGUCGCGGAACGAAUAUUGUCCUCGAUCUGGAGAAGGCGUGGGCGGGAUGAGCAGUUUAGAUUUCAAUUCUGGAUAUAGCUUUGAUGAAGAGCUUAUGCGCUUGCUGCAGGAAGGGAUGUGA
Messenger RNA from Lachnellula hyalina, 2097 nucleotides. RefSeq lists its product as uncharacterized. The transcript has 6 exons. Gene Ontology annotation, cellular component: nucleus. Lineage: Eukaryota; Fungi; Ascomycota; Leotiomycetes; Helotiales; Lachnaceae. The record is from RefSeq and is a predicted model, not a curated record. The coding region runs from base 1 to 2097 and encodes 698 amino acids.